This is a messenger RNA of Leptopilina heterotoma, 1776 nucleotides long. Its product is annotated as coiled-coil domain-containing protein 174. The transcript has a single exon. Lineage: Eukaryota; Metazoa; Arthropoda; Insecta; Hymenoptera; Figitidae. Bases 122 to 1669 code for a protein of 515 amino acids. The record is from RefSeq and is a predicted model, not a curated record. Gene Ontology annotation, cellular component: nucleus.
AGUCACUUGGCCGUCUGCUAGUGAACAUAACCUAAAAAUCAAAACGUCAAACAUCAAAAAUUUGUCUAUUUUCAAGUGUCAAAAACAAAAUUCUUUUAAAGGAAAUUAAGAAAAAUAAAUAAUGAACGGACCGAGUAAAAUAACUGCAGACUAUUCGUCGAUUGUUGGUCUAAAAGCAGAACUUUUACGCAAACGUCUAGAAGCACAGGAAUUAAAAAAUAAAACCCCAACGCAAAAUGUUCCAAAACAUAAACCAAAGGUAAAAGAGAUAAAAAUUCCCAAGGAAAAGGAAAAAACACCUAAAAUAAUCGAAAUAGAAGACAUUAAUUUACUCAAAAAGUCAAAAUUGAUGUUGGAGGCAAAAUCAAAAUUGUACGAUAAAUUAAAAAAUUCUCCCCGAAAUAAAAACGAUCUUUAUCUUGUUGACUUUGGCAAUAAAUCAGAAACUGAAUCAGAAAAUUCAGAUGAAGAAGAAUUUAGAAAAAGAAGUAAAUAUGAAAAAAAAGAAAGUGAAAUUGACGAGGACAAAGAAGACGAAUUUCCAGAACAAAAUUACGAUUCAGACGAUAAUUUUGUUGAAUACAAAGAUUGUUUUGGCCGAACAAGAAAGUGUUUGCGAGAAGAUCUACCAAAAAUGCAGGACAAGGACAAUCUUUUAAAACAACAAAUUUCCAAGGAACCUAUCGUGGAAAAACCACCACCGGAAGUUGAAAUUCAACCAGAAGCUCCGCAACUAGAACCGGAAAUUGAAAUAAUGAGGAAAAAAUGGGAAGAGCAGACAAAUAGACUCACGAAUAAGGACAAUAUCUACUAUCAAGAUGUAUUAUUCGACGAAGCUCGUACUCACGGUGUUGGUUAUUACAAUUUUUCCAUCGAUGAAGAGCAAAGAGCCAAGCAACAGCAGAAUCUCGAGAAAUUACGCAAGGAAACGGAGCAGAAGCAACAGGAAAUGCAAAAUUUAAAAGAGAUGAGGCAAAAAAUGGAACAAAAUCGUCUAAAAGUGGCUAGAAUUCGACAACGAAUUCGAGCAGGUCUACCACCGGAAUUACCAGAAGAGGAGGAUAAUAAAAGUGUAAAAAAUUCAGACGUUGAUAAUUUAAAUCCUGUCGAGACAGGAAAUUCUUCGGAAAGUAAAGACAAAAAUAUUGGUGAAAAUAAAAAAGAAUCUAGUGAAGUGAACAGUUUAGCGAUUAUUGAGGACAAAGUGAAGGCUUUUGGUGAACUUUUAGGAAAACGUCCCCCCUGGAGGGAAAUGUCUCAAGAAGAAUGGGUUCAUAAGAGAAGAAGGGACAGAAUAAAUGAAUUCGCACCAAAUUAUGAUAAUUUCAAAAGAGCAGGAGUUCUCGUUACGAAAAAUAAUAGUGACAUUUAUAGGCAGAAUUCUCAGCGUUCUCAAAAUUCUACCGAAAUUCCACCUGUGCCAUUAGUCAGUGAACAUCAAGAUGAGGACAGUGAUGAUUCCGAAAUAAUUGGUCCAAUGCCAGCAUUUAUUCCAUUACCACCAAAUCCUCCCCUGUCAACAAUUCCCUUACCUCCUUCGCCCAAGGAAUCGACUUCCAAUUCUUUUCUUACUAAUUCCAAAACGAAAAUUCCACCUAUCGAUUCGAAUAGCAUUGAGGCAGGUCUUAAAUAUUUAAGAGCAAAAUUCGAAGAAAAUGAGAAGAGUUAAAAAUUUAUAAUUAAUAAUCGUUGUUAUUCCGAUAAUCUGUUCGCAGUUUGAAGUUUUAGUUGCUGUUUACUUUUUUGGUUCCUAACUUUUUAAAUAAUUUUUCUUUU